Molecule: messenger RNA, 2080 nt
Organism: Chara braunii
Lineage: Eukaryota; Viridiplantae; Streptophyta; Charophyceae; Charales; Characeae
Source: the annotation of a GenBank genome assembly
GCCUGAUAGAAGUAUGACAAGUCAGGCUGCUGAAUGAAGCUCUCUAUUUCUUUUUAUAUGCAGGGAAGUUGAAAAAGAAGCAGUCGGCCAAGAUGUCGGGAGAUGUGGGCGAUGGUUCAAGGAAGGUCAUGACGCUGGACGAUCUUAUCGAAGCCUUGGACAGGCGAGAAAGGGCGCCGAGCAAUGUUCCGAAGGUUGAUACGUUCCACUUCAAUAGAGAGCAGGUCUCCGAUUGGCUGGACCUGGUUGAGCAGGCGCUGGUGGGGUUGUCACAUAAAGUAAAAUUCCAGCGAAUUUUGAGCUAUGGAGAAAGAAGUGCAAAGCUCACCUGGGCUACCAUUGAUAAGGGAGUGGAGGAUGAAAGUUUGGACCAGGUAGAGCAACACCAAAUGCGCCUGCAGAGGCGGAAGAGGAAGGAAAGGGACGCCACCGUAUCUGGGACCCCGGGGGUAAAGAGGAUCGUCACGGACGUGCUAGCAGAGUUAGGAUAUGGCAAGGAUGCUGAGGUGCAGAAAAAGGUGGUGACCGUGGUCCAAGAUCGGGUGUCGAAGGUGGUGGACGAGAAGACCGGACACGAGGAUUACGGUAGGGAGGAGACAGGCUCCCAGGUCCUGACCAAGGCGCAGCACAAGCAGCGCAAUCUAUUGAUAGGCGGGCAAGGCUCUGGAAAGGGGCAGAUCCCGCAGACGAUCGCGGCGCCUCCGGCCGCUGCCAUGAGUGCGCCUAUGUCAGCAGGGCCCUCGAUAAUGGGGCCACCGGCAUCAUACGGACACUGGUUGCCCUAUUACCCCAUGGCGCCCUGGCCCCUGGACACGAGGAUUACGGUAGGGAGGAGACAGGCUCCCAGGUAUCGCAGGCUAGCGUGGUUGGAGGAGGGAACCAAGGGCAAGGAGGGCAGAGCGAUGGAGGCCACGAUCAGGGAGGUCGAGAAGGCGGUGGCCAAGGCCAAGGAAGGAACGGCAGGGGUCGUGGCGGUGGAUGGAAUGGCCAAGGGGGCCAGUACCAAGGAGGCCACGGUGGUCAGGAAGGGGGCCAAGGGUAUGGAAGGCCCCGCUUCGAUUGACGGAAUGCCAUCUGUCGGCAUUGUGGCUAUCAAGGCUAAACCAUACGGUUUUGCCAAGGGCGGCGGGACGAUGAGGUCUCCGGCACCCCCUCGAAAGGAGCCUGAGCCCGAACGCAGAAGGGAGGUGGUGGAAGUCCCGGAAGAGGAAGAGGAAGAUGACGACGAGGAGGAUGAGAGGCUCCGGCAAGAGGAAAACCGGCGGGCGGAGCUAAGAGCUAGGAAGAGAGGGGUUCAGGAGGAAGCUGAGCCAAGCCAUCCUGACAGCGUACCUAAGAGGAAGAAGUACGCGGUUCGGUUGGAAGAGUGUUUUGAUGUGGAAAGGAUGGUAGACAGACUCCUGGAAGGCCACAAUGACCUACUGAAUUUGAAGGACAUUUUGGCGUUAGCCCCAAGGCUCCUUGAUGGUUUGAAGGGGCGGCUCUCGCAAAGGUUAGUACCCAAUGUCCAUCUAAGUACGAUCCUGCUGAGGGAGGUAGAGUGGACUGAAGCAGGGACGAGGAUGGACUGGAAGUGUGUGGCGUGUGGCCAGGUGGAUUUGGUGGUGAAGGAUCAGAAGUGCAGCGGAAUUGUGGAUACAGGCGCAGAGAUGAACAUCAUCCGGGAUAGGGAAGCGAUCAUGUUGGGAAUGGAGAUCGACCGUUUGGACCAUGGUAUGCUACAUGGCGCCAAUUGCAAGGUGGUCUUUUGUGGCACGGCGUCCAAUGUGAUCGUAGAAAUUGGCAAGGGAGGCUUUGACCUGACCGGAUGUGGAGGCAAUAAUGCAGAGGUUGAGAGCUUCGCCGGUGGGACGCUAUGGUUUGCCUAUCCGACUGGAGGAAGGCAAUGCGGAGGAGUUCAUUCCAGCCUACGAGCAGUAUAUGUGCGAUCAGGGGACCAUGCAGGAAGAGUGGAUGUAGACGUUGCUCCUUUGGACGUGAAGGGCAGACAAGCCAUUGGCAAGACAGAUUCGGGAUAGGGCGCGUGAUUGGAAAGAUUGUCAGGCUCAGUUGAGGCAGGCGUUCCGAUGGUCGGAGCCUG